AUGCAGCUCUUGGUAUUUGUGCUAUUUGCACUCAGACAGUUUUCCAUUCCUGAAGCUCUUAUACUUCCGAAUCUUUAUCCUUUUGGGCCAAGCGAGGGAGAUAUUGCCCUUCCUCACUUGGACGACGGAAGCUCUGGUGAAAUACCAAUAUUGGUGCCAUUCCUUUUCUUUGGUCAGAGCUAUGAUUCUCUAUUUGUAAGUAAGAUAUCAAUCUUAGUUUCGCCGUUAGAUAACUUUGAAUAAGAAAAUUGUUACGCGCACAGGAAUUGGAAGAAGAAAUUCGCGACCAUUUACCUUUAUCAAUGUAAAUGACAACGUCUUUAUAAGCUGCUUUUGACUAUGAUUUAAGGCUCACUGCUAUGCAGGAAUAAGCAUUAAAGCAAGGAAAAGAGCAUUAGAAUUUAGUUUCAUAAAGUUCGAUAUCCAAUGCUAUCUGAAUGUUUCUAUCCAGAUUGUUAUGAACAUUAUUCAAACAAGAUGACUCACCAAGUCUGUAAAAUAGUUGCAGUCUUCCAUCAGAAUCAGAAGUAAUCAGUAUGAGCUUCCACAAUCCACAUUUGAAAACAUGAAGUGAUUUUGUUUGGCGAGUUCUUUUCGUUCACGAAAAUAGAUUCAUAAAAUGGAACCGAAAUUUCUCAGUCAAAAAUUCCAGACAUUUGUCAUAUAAGAGUUAUGCACAUUCACCAAGGCGUCUGCCACGCCUUAGCACGUAAAAGGGUUGAUGCCUUCAAAGACUCAUUCAUUAGACAUGUUUAAAAGAUGCCGCACAUCGGGUAAACAAGUUACCAUGGAAUCAAAAAGACCUUGUGAUGGUGGUAGAAUUGUAUGCUUAACCUUCAAUUUUUUUUAAAAGCCCUUAUGGUACUUUGGUUCUUUUUUUUUUUUUUAUCCAGUUAUUUUUAUUGCAGAAUUGGACAUAGCGGACACAACUUGCGCACGAAUAAAAGUUCUCAAGUUUUCUAAAGUUCUCACAUUUCAGAAAAAAAGUAGAUCUUGUUGGCUAUUUAAAAACAUCCGAAAAUAGUCUCGGUUGAGCGGGAACGCUUCAUCUGGUUUAUGCCAUUUAAUUAAACUUCUUGUUCUUUGAACAAGUUGUCAUUGCUAAAUGCGCUUCUUUGAAUUAAUUAAGGAAAAUGUCAAUAAACAGAGCCAAAAUACUUAAGUUUUAGUAGAAAUCUUAGCUUUGUAAAAGUCGAAAGCCAAAAUUGGAAUUUCUUCGCUAUUUUGCAACUUAUUUCUUCUACUGCUUGUCGCAAAGCUUGUUGCAAAAUGCUCUCGUCAAGUUAUUUAUACAUGGCUGCGCGCACAUAGAGAUUUGAACCAUAAUGGUUGGUGUGUUUGAUCCGAAGCCUAAAGAGUGAUUCAGUGCGGGGAAUCGCGUAGAUGAGAUGGCGUGCAAUUAGCAACGAAGUUAAUAUGGAACCAAAAAGGGCUCAUGAUACUAAAAUUCUCUUUUAAACACCAUUUGAUUCUCUUAAUUAUGUUAACAAAUUUUUGUUCCGCUCUUGCAGAUGUAGAUUAUGUCUGUUGUUACUGUUGACUUUCGUAGUAUUUUUAAGGUUUAAGUCAUUAAUAGUUCAAUUUGCGAGUGAAUGAAAGAAUAACAUGAAAACAGACACAUGGAGCUUCACUACCCUGUUAUCUGAGAUGGUCAUUCAUAUGUAUCUCAAGAUGUUUGUCAACUAAUAAAAAUUUCAACUGGUUAGUUAUUGCUUUUUUUUAGAUGGUAUUUGACCCUUUUCUAAGGUGAAAAAUCGAUCCAUUAAUUUAUAAUAAAAGCAGGCACGAGUGUACUUUUACAAAUCUUUAUUUGGUGUGCUGCAUUAUUUGAUUCCUUUGGCAUUUUCCCUCAUAGUUAUGAAUUAGCAAAUCAAGAACGAAAAAUGGCAAAUUUUCUGUUGAAACUUUCCGUUGAUUUUAGGCUAGAUUGAAGCUAAAUUUUUGGGGGAAAAAAUCUUUUCCCUUUCGCGUUAACUGGUAAUGUUAAAACCUUCGCAGAAAUCAGUGGAUCGUAACCAAAUAUGGUCACUGGGUAAUAGAACCAGGUAGGAAUUAUUGUAACGAAAGCAGAUUGCCGAAGUAAGCAUGUUACAUUUUAGAAGAGAUUCACGGAAAGAAACUGUGGAGUAGAAGGUUGAUAUAACAACGCCCCCACAAUUAUCAUAACGGACACGAAAUACUAUAUUUCUUUUUUAACAUAGCUUCUUGUUGAACCUAGAUACAAUGAUGGACUGGCGCCAUCUCUCACUCCCCUGGUUCUCUCUUCAAACUUAAAACAGUCGUCUUCAAAAUGUUCAGAACACACUGUAUUUACUUGGAUCUCUUUUGAUCCUGAAAGUUUAUAUAUGUUUUAGAAGAAAUUGAAAAACAACCACUGACACCUUUAAAAACCAAGUCGAGACAAUAUUUUUUAAGUGAAAAUUUAAUCAUUAUAUUUAAAACACAAAUUAUUGUUGGAGAAUUACAAACUCACUGAAUUACUCAACUUCUGACUUAGGAUCUUCUGGGAAUUUAUGAAAAGACAAAUCCGAAUUUAUGAAGUUAUUGAAGCAUCUAUAAACACACCAAUAGGAACGAAAAGCCUAGAAGAAUGGAUACCGUUGCAUCACCGAUUUCCUUGAGUAAACUAGAUACUAUUGUUACUGCUGUACGGAGAAUAUACAUUUUUUUCUGAGUAGGGAAAGGCAAAGUUCUUCAAAAAGUUCCGUCUAAAAAAUAUGUUUUACAUAGGCUAAGGAUUAGCUCUUCUUCCCGAUUUUAGAGUUGUUCUGGACGGAUAACUAUCUCACUUACUCAAUUUCUUACCCUUAGGUAAACACCAAUGGGUUAAUUUCUUUUCUGGUGGAAAGUGUUUCAUAUACACCAGACCGUUUGCCGCUGGAUGAUGACGAUUACAUAGUUAUAGCGCCAUUUUGGGCUGAUGUUAAUAUAGAGAUUGGCGGAGAAAUAUACUAUCGAGAGAGCACAGAUCCUCAGCUGCUUCAACGAGCUACCAGAGACGUCUGGAGCGUCUAUUUUGACAUGAAGGCUAAAGGUUUUCAGGCCAAAUGGGUAUUAGUUGCAACGUGGUACGAGGUGCCUUUUUGGGGAGCUUAUUCAACUGGCAAAGAUAUAGUAAGAGACAUUUUAUUUAAGUAAGAGCUCUUUAAAUGACUGCGAAUAUAUGAAAAAUCCCAUAUGUGAAGUGCGUAUAAAAAAAUGAAUGAAAGGGAUCAGGCCUUAUUUUUAUAUUUUCAUUGUGUUGUGUGACGAGUUCUUCAAUGAAAUACUAGUAAGUAGUGAGUGACAAUAGACUCUAUUACCAUGGAUUGCCUUUAUUGCCUAGUUUUAAUUUUUGUUAUCCUUGUAAAUUAAUGCCAAUGUCAUUUAAUAUUUGCCAGAGAAACACCUACCAAGCAGUUCUUGUCACCAAUGAGAAAGAGUCUUUUGCAAUUUUCAAUUACAACGAUAUUUCUUGGACCACGGCUUCUUUAAACGGUGGAGAUUUUUGGGGACUUGGAGGAAGUCCAGCGCAGGUAUAUUGGCUUAAGUGAUAAAAAUGUUACUCGAGGGUGGACUCAAAUUUGAGCUGAUCUCAUUUAUAUCUAUUGUUAAAACAUUUGUUAUAGUAUAAACCCUGACUAUAAAUAAGCAGCUCACCUAAAAAUCAGUGGGCUCUUAAAAUGGGCACUUAUUUCGGGUUUCAUACAGGCCGGAUAAUCAUACUUUCAAUCUGAAAGUACGUUCUCUCCCAAUAAACCACCAAUAUUUAUAAUAUUACCCUACAAAAAUCGUAAUCAAUUUAUAGGGUUGUAUUCGUUAAACACGGAAGAAUCUCGAUGAAAUUAGUUUUUCUCUAAUCAGGUGAAUCCAGUUAUGUUAUCACCUUUCAGUUCUUUCUCGUAAUAAUUCUUGCAAUUUGUUUCGGAAAAUAGCAAAAAGAACAAAACUGCUCAAGAUGUAGAAAAUUAGAUAACCGACUGAACUGAAUCUAAUUAUCCAAACUGAAAGCUUAUCAACGCUAGCUUCGAUUGAAAACUAUUUCUCACCAUCCUAUUAAGAGUCAGAGACAAGAUCCUUCUUAUUUUGCAUACGAAGGAAACGAAUAGUAUGAGCAGGGAGCUCGCGUAUUUUUCUUAAUGAUAAAACACUUUCACUGGGAGCACAGGUCCAUUAAGUUAUUUCAAUAAAGGCCCAACAAGCGGAAUGUUACAACGGUUAGGAUCUGUUUUGAUUAAUAUGUGACGAAAUGUUGUUAAGCGUAAUUUCUGCACGUUUCAUAGUUGCGAUCAUUUUACCAGGCAGGCUUCAACGCUGGCGACGGCAUAAAAUAUUUCAUCAUACCGGGAUCAGCCACAGAUGCGAUUAUCAAUGUUACUUCCACUUCUAAUAUGGGACAGCCGGGAAGAUGGAUGUUCCGUUUGGACCUGGAGAAAAUUCAGGGAACCACCUGCAACACUAAUGGUGAAACAAUCCGCCUUCAUGACAUCUAAAAGUGGCUGUAUAAAUUUAAAACGUGCUCAGCUGAUGAGUGGAGUCCGGUUUUCUCUAAAUUUCCCAAUUUCUACAUCUACCAUGAUCCAUCCCCGCAUCAUUGAAAUUCCAUAACGAUCGUAAACUCUUUAGAGAGAACUCUACCGUGGGUGCUGAGGGUAGCAAGAAAUGACGCCGAAGGGGAAAAAAAUAAUAUUAUUAUGUUAUGUGUGACAAUAAUGUAAACUAUGCUGAAAUUGCACUUUCCAUAGGAUCUUCCACUCUUGGGAUAUUUCCAUCAUCUGUUAUGAUGCUUGGUGGUGAUAAUAUUUUUAUCGCUGGACCCUGCUUUGAACCAUCGAAUGUCAUUGUUUGUGAAUUUCCUGGAGGGAAAAUGAUGAAUGGAAGCUAUAUCAGCGGCAUACGAGCAUCUUGCCCCGUUCCCAUGCUGAAUAUGACUGGUAGACUGACUGUUAGAAUGUCAGUGGAUGGUGGAAGAAGUUUCGAUUAUCAAGGAAUUGUAACAUCAGGUAAGUAACCUUUCGAUAUCUGAAGUCUGGUUUCACUUUUGUGUAUAUUUCAGUUCUGCAUAGCUUUUGUAAGGUAAAACAUUAAUUAUUACCAUUAAUCGGUUUGGUUUGACCUUUGAUUCUUAAAUCUACUUUUCAUGCAGUGAAUUUGAAUAGAGCUACGCCUGCAGUUGUUCGGCUGAAUCCGGAAAAGUGGAGUGAAGACGUUCCUGUCAGUAUCACGUGGGACCCAAGCCAUCUUGGAGAUGAAACCUUUACCGUGGCCGUUCUUUUAGCACGUUUUUCCAUGAGGGAUGACAAUGUCUAUUUUCAUAGCAUGUUUUCUUUACAAGAAGAACAAAGAAAUACAGGAGAAAGUCAAUUUAUUGUGCCAAAAGGAGAGGGACGAGGGUGAGUUGAAAAGUAACUUGAGUUAAAAUUAUUACUUCGUGUUUCAAUUACUCACUUUUUCAGCACUUACAAUGCCUCUAUUAAAGAAAAAAAUCGUAGAGAUCAUUAACAAUGUCUAGAAUUCUGUAUGGCUGACUUAAAAAGGCACAGCAUACAAACUGUUACAACUUUCAUGAUUUUGUCUUCCCAUUCUGGUCGAAAAAGCGUCUUUUUUAAAGAUUCAGGUUCCAGCCCUUUCUAGUUUAAUGAGCCGUAUUCUCAGGAAAGAGAUGCUUCCUUAUCCACUCAUGAGUAUAAUGAGUCACCAAAAAAUAUUCAGAAAAACUUGCCAACUAAACGACACCUUGCUAUGAAGAGUGUAUUGUCACGGCGGAAGGGAGCAUGACUAGUCGUGGCUGCAUUAUUGUAAUGAAACCAGGAUAAGCUCUGACAUAAGAGGUCAUUCCGGCUGACUUUACUUUUUCCCUUCUUGUAAUGUUGGACCAAUGUCUCUACUGUUGAGAAUGAUAUAUUUGGUACAACAGAUUUUAUGAUCUCCCAAUUUCUUAGAACUGAGGAUGAUCAAUUUAUUACACUGGUGCAAGUAAAAAAGAUUUCUGGUAACUUAGAAAAAGGCACGGCCCAGUGGAUCUGGAGCGAUCUGUUUUACUGGUCAAACUCUGAGCUGGCUGAGCAGAGAUGCAUGUACUGGUACAGUAAGCAGCCUGAUCCAAAAAUAUUUUUAGGUAAAACCUUCAGUUCUUUAACGAAAAGCAGAUUUAACUGGGUAAAAUAGGCCGUCUUAUCGAAUUAAGUCAUGUUUUAGGAAAUGAUUGUAUCGAGGUCAAUCCACAACCUUCGACUCUUUGGGUCGUUUUUAUAAAUGACUCCGAAAUAGAUACUGGCUACCCUUUCCCUCUCUCCAGCAAAGUACUGUCUACCGAAUAAUACUCUAUGAAAAAAAUAGAAUUUCAAUGACAGAAGUGAGAUUCGAUGGGAUCGUUGCUUGAAAUAAUAACAGCAUGAAGGUGAACUAAGUUUCCAUUUUUGAAUACAGUUAAAUCAAGCACAAACGUCACUUGGAUUACCACCCAAUUUAUGUAGCCUCACUGCAUGAAAGGCCUUAAUAAAUGCCCAAGCUCAUCUGUGACAAAUGAACACUCUCAUUAUAUUGUUUGUUUAUGACAGAGGAUGCCUCCCUCCUUCCUUGUCCAAAAUCGUCAUUUCAAGCUCAAGCGGACCGCGGUCGAUUUAUAAUAGACGAAUAUCGCAAUUCAGCUAACCAUAGUAGUGUCAAUCAUGUUGAUGCCAAUCUCUGCUUCACGACGACUAUACCUAGGUAUGUGCCAUUAUUAUCAUCAAACCUUUCAAAAUUAUACUUUGCUCAACCCAAAAACUUACUGGUGUUUUUUCAUCGCUACAUUAUUUCCCAAUCAUACUUAGUUUUUUUUCUCAGUGCGCAAGGUGCUGGACGACAAUGCUGUUACACUGAACGAGGAAACCUGAAGUUAGGCCCACCCACAGGAGGAUCCCUAAAUCGGUUCAAUACCGAGGCUGGAAUGCCAACGUUUUCUCAUUUCUUUCAAGACCACGUUCCUUUUGUGGAUUGCUGUCUCUCCUCUGACAAAUGUGAGCGUUACUUUGAGAAAAGACCUUCAGAUGACAGCUCUCGCUACAAACCCCCGAGACCAGGUGAGGAAACUACACAAAAAAUAUCCCCUCGUUGAGGAUAAUUUGCAAGGAGACCAUCCUAGUUUAACAAAGGCUCUUCAAAGCCACGUGAGGUACCCGCUUUGGGUACAGCUUGUCAAGGAUCAGACAAAACAUUUUCAGUUCACGCAAUUAUUGUUAACUUAUUAAAUUUAAUUGAACCGGUGGCAAUGUGCAGUGUUCGACAACUUUUCUUGCCCCCCUCCCCACCCCCCCGAGUAUAUUCACUUUAUACUCAAAUGUGGGUCACAUUGAUCUGUAACGUUAAUCCCCUCUUCUCCUUCAGCGAUUCAAAUAAGCUAAAAGGGGACAAAAAGAUGAAUCUCUUAAGAUUGAUGAGAUAUUUUUUUGCUUUUCUGCUAUUCAAUAAAGCAACUCUGUGGUAACUCUUACAAAACUAAAGAUUGGAAAGCGAUCAGUUUUACGUCUCCAACCACUUUUUUAUCAUUUUUUAAAUAUUUCGUUUUGUUUUUUUUUUUUAUUAUUAUUUUUGUUUGUUUUGAUUUUUUGUUAUUUUAAUAGCCCUAGGGGUCGGUUCAACUCACAUGGUUUCGUUAGACGGUACUAAAUACACUUUCGGUGGUUAUGGCGAGUAUCAUGUCCUCCAGAUUCCUUCCAUUGCCUUUGAGCUUCAAGGUCGAAUGCAGCCUUUUAACGAUGACAGCAGUAUUCUUGGCACUGUUUUUACAGCGUUUGCAGUGAAAGAACGAGGCUCGGAUGUUGUACAGGUAAUAUAACAAUGUUAUAUUAUGACUAUUUAAGCUGUUUCAUUUUGCAUUUUAAGAGACCCUUCAGUCGUUAAGCAGUUUGGAAAUUAAUAAGAGAAUCAACAUCAGAAGGAUUGGUCACCCAUAACCAGCAGCUUAUAAAGCUGAUAACGUAGAUUGCAUUUUCUUGACACUAUCUGGCUCUGCAGAUAAUUCUGAUUUUCCAAACCAUAAUGAUAUAAAGAUGGUAAUAAAGGUAAGAAAAAAAAUUUGAAGAAGGAGAUUCGAAUAACUGAAGAUUUGAUGGCGUAGUUAGAUCGCAAGGGCUAAAGUUGUCCUGAAAAUGACUCCUGUCGAUGAUAUUGACUGACAAUACAACAACCUGAGCGGAAGUCAUCCUCGGAGUCAAAAAUAUUGCACUCCGAUCGUGACCUCCGCUGAGAUUAUCGAAACGUCACGCACUUCUACUAAGCUGUUUCUUCCUUUCUUCAAACUAUUUACUGAAAAUUUUACCUUCGCUGAACAGUAGUGUACCAGGGAAGCAAAAAAGGACGAUCACAGUGAUUUUUCAGGAGCCAACGUAACUUAGCAUUAGCAUUUAUCAUAAUUAUUUUCUUCAGGUCCACAUCACUGGCAGCCCUAGGAUUGUCCAAAUUUUAGUGAAUGGAGAUCUGGUAGAAUUAGUUGAACAGUUUUCCAAGAUGGAUUUUAAAAGCGUCACAGUAUCAAAGGACAGCAACGCAUCCACAUACUCAGUCGUAUUUACCUCUGGAGUAACAGUGACAAUUCAGAAAGUGGAGGACAUCUUGAACUUGAUGCUGCUGAUACCACCAACAUUUAAAGGUGUUCUUGCAUUCUUUUUAAUCAAAGACUUUCAAGUGAAAUCUUUGAAAAGAGUGAGGUUGUCUGAUGGCAUUUAUAGAGACAAAAAAAUAAUAUUUUUAGCUCGACUAUUAAAAAAUCGAUCACUUUUUUCAAAAACGACUUUAAUUUAUGUAGAAGUAAGAACCUUUAAACGAAGGAUUAUGAGCUGCUUUCUGAGUAAGUACGUUUUUGUUACACAAUAAGCGAUUAGUGGAUGAGGUCGCGCAUGAUAUCAUGAAUUACCAAUGACGAGGUCCGAGUUAUCUUUAACAAUUCAUAUCAUGUGAAAACCGAAUCCAAAACUUUAUUUGUCAUGCAUUUGAUAAAAUCUCCAAAGAACACACUUCUCUCUGGGUUUUUAAGAGUUUGAGAACAGUUCACGGAAGAGGGGCUUGGAAACUAAGCAGACCUUGAACACGACAUGAUAACCCAAUAUCUGCUGCAGAUAUUGGGUUAUCACGUCAGCUUCACACGCUAUUGCAUAUUGACUGCAUGCUCUCGACCAAUUAGGGUUUUUCUAGUAAGUCCAAUGUAUAUUAUCAUUAUUUAGGAGCUACAAGAGGUCUUCUAGGGUUAUGGGACGGGAAUCAAGAGAACGAUUUCUUCCUUCCCGAUGGAUCCACCUUGAGCCAUAACUCUGAUCAGUCUACCAUUCAUAACAAGUUUGGUCAGCAAUGUAAGUACCGUGCACACCAUUAAAUUUCUCAGUCACCAUAGUUACUGAAAUGCAGAAAGUUGAAAUUGAUUUUACAGUGUUUUUGAGGCUUAAAAUAAUUUUUUGGUCAAUUGACAUUGAGAGCAUCAAACGAACAGUAUAAAUCCUAACUAAAGGCCAUAUUUUCAAUUCAACAUUUUUUUAGCACUCUCGUUUUCACAGAGCGAACGAGGCUUCAUAAAUAGUCAACAUUGUCUUGAAUAUUUUUCUCAUGUGGAAAUUCAAACAAAACUGCGAGGUAGAUGAAAUCCUUUUUCCAAAUACCGAAGUGCGUUUGAAUAUUGUCUUGAAUAUUUUUCUCAUGUGGAAAUUCAAACAAAACUGCGAGGUAGAUGAAAUUCUUUUUCCAAAUACCGAAGUGCGUUUGAAAAUAAUUAGAAAUAAUGUUCAAAGGGGCCACUUUUGGAACGAGGCCCAUGAGAGUUGGUCACUCUCUCAAUUUAACUCCCUUUGACAGGAAAACCUAUUAUUUUCGACUGAAAGUACCACACUAAAUGUGUUGCCAUUUUUGGGGUCGAUUUACUCCUGAAACAAGAAAUAAUUCCAGGCAUGUUAGAGCUGCGACUUGCAAUCAGCGAGGAAAGGAAACAUAGUGUCCUAGGCCAGUCCAGUUGAACAUGACUUUGUAGUGAAGUUCUUUUUUAAGGUUGUAGACAAUUAGAGUAACGAUUUCACUGUUUUGCUUGUAGGGGCCACUUCAUCGAGUGAUUCUAUAUUCACAUACGAUGAAGGGAAGAAACAUUCUUCUUAUUUUAAUGCGGAAUACGUUCCGAUGUUCUUGGAUAAAGCCAACUUUACAAUAGAGAACGCAACAUUAGGUCAGCAGGCUAAAGAUGUGUGUGGUGAUAGCAUACUAUGUCUUUUUGAUGUCCACACCACUGGAAAAAUCAGCAUUGGAAAGGCAACCAAACAGGCCAUAGAAGUGCUCGCUGCAAAUAUAAAUGACACCCAAACACCAGGUAAGGUGUGUGUAAUCAUGCGUGCAAAAGAAAGUUGUCGUUGUGAAAAAUUUGUGGUUAAUUGUGUGUUGCCAUGUAAAUUGAGACACCAUUAGUUCCUUGGGAAAAAGCGAUGUUACUCUUCUAAAAAAGCAAAAAGACACGUAAGAUGUUGAAUAGAACUCUUAGAGACGGUGCAUACCACCUUCUUUCUUGUUCACGACCAUUCUCCCCUAAAAAUUAGAUGGUAUCAGUCCAAGUGAAACCUUUGAUCGCGUGGUCUGAUCGUCUGGGUGAGGGUGUUCUUAGGAAAGGACCAUUGUUGAAAGCGACCACUGACAUUUCGACAACUUUAGUGGAAGUCAUCGUCAGAGUCAAGUGAACAGUUUAACUCAGUCGAAGGUUAAAAGUACGGUUCGUGUAAACUGUUUCGUCUGCCGUUAUGUCAUUGGCCAUAGGACUCAAAUGAUUGUCGUGAAGUCGUGAUUUGGUCAGUUUCGAUCCAUCGUUAAUUUUUGGUUGUUCCGUUUGGGUCGUUUGUGAUGUAAAUGAAAUUGUGCUGAGUCCCAUUUAAUAGUGUGUUUCGUAAGUCGAUGGUGUUUGGCAAGGUAAUCUCUCGUCGCUCGCUUGUGUUCACUCUGUCUUGCGUUCAAGUUUCUGCUGUUUGUCCCAAGUAGGAAACUUGGUAGUUAGUAACUGACGUCUCCUGAUGGGUUUAAUUUGCGGGCGACGCGAGUAAUGACGGUCAGACAAGCCCUUUAUGACAUUCUUUCAUGUGGUUUUCGGAUUUGACAGUAGGAAUAGAGGGCAAUAAACUCCUCAUUCCUUUUCGCUAUGUUUCUGCUGCUCUAGUUCCUUCUUUAGUGUCAUAUACAAUUGUUUUUCCAUUUCGGUUGAUUUAAUGGCAUGUCUUCGAGUGACUCAUAAGUGUUUUCUUUUAUAUUGUUAUAUAUAACUUUCUCUCUUUCUAUUCUUUUCAGGAUGCCCUCUGUUAAAAAACGAAAUUGAAAAUGGCACCACGCUGAGGAAUGAAACUCAAGAUGGCGAAGUAAUCUACCGAUUCCAUUGCAACUCUUAUUUCUACUUGAACGGCUCGUCUGUCAUAUCAUGUUUGCGGGGACAAUGGAAUGGUUCAACACCAAGCUGUCUGCAUGGUAAAGAUAUGUUCUCUAUGAUAAGAUAGAGGGGUUAAUUAUUACAUUUUGAUUAUGAGGGAGAGUUGGGGAAAAUAUUUAUUUGGUUUGAUGCUACGACGUGCGGACCGAGUGGAGCGAGGUCUGUGCAUCAUAUGAUGACCAUAGUGAACUAAAACCAUAGCUGCACCAGCUUGACGAACAUUACGGUAUACAUGACUGAACCUUCCAUGACACAUUCCUCACGUUAGAAAGGUAAUGACUUCUUAAUUGCUGCGAUUUUAACCCUCCUCUUUCAAAACAUGUGAGUUUUAAUAGUCUGUCCAUGCUGUCCUUCAAAAGCAUUGUGAAUAAAAAUAAUGGUAUUCGAAUGACCCCUAUUACUGCCAAGCUGGGAUUUUAAACGUAUUCAUAUUCCUUCUGAUUCUCUCACGUCGCUUCUCAGUGUUUUCUUGAUCAAAUGUCCAAUACAGUUCCAUCAUCGACGUCUCAUCUAAUCGUUUUCUCCAUCAUUAGUGUAAUGUUUUGGAUCUGAUGGUGAAAGAUAGUUAAACGCUACCUUAAUUUCAUGAAUUUGAGAUAAAAAACGUUCAGCUUCUUUUCUUUUCUCCUUCUGUUUCAAUCUUAUUCGGGAUGUUGAACACCUUCUACUAAAUCCGCUGUGGCCAUCAUCAUCUUCCCCAUGUUCGUUGAUUUAAUAGUAUUUCCAAAUUCGACGGGUAAAUAACUUUCCUUUUAAACCUUAUUUUCGUUACUUACUUUCUUGUUCAGGAUGCCUUCCAUUGAAAAAAAUUAGCAAUGGUACCGUACAGAGAUAUGAAACUAAAGAUGAUACGGUAAUUGUAACUGUGGUUUCUUCCUGAACGGCUCAUCUGCCAUAUCUUGUUUUCGAGGUCAGCGAAAUGGCUCAACACCGAGCUGUCUGCAAGGGAAAGAAAUCUUUAUAUGAUAUGACAAAGCGAUUUAUUAUAUUCAUUAUUUAUUACAUUUCAAGGAUCAAGGGUGAUCCUUGAAAUCUUAUUGGCUCUCAGCAGUGCCAUCUAUUCCCAAAUCCCACUAUUUUCUAAAAUGCAUCCCUUCCCCUACGAAAAAUCAAGUAACACUAAAAACAAAAUAACCACUCAGUUUUUAAGGCUUGUUUAAAGUAAUCCAUCAGCUUGUGGAAAAAUGAAUGGCAAAAUAGCCAAUGUCAUUGUUAUUUUCUUUAAAAAUGUAGCGGCCAGAAGCGACCUUCGCUUCGGGGUAUUGCUCAUAGAAUAGCAUUAUUUCAAACCAAUUUACAUUCCAUUUUUCCUAGAAGUUGGUGGCUGGAAACUUAAAAAAUGUAUAAACCGCCAAAAAAUCCAAUGAAUAACUUUUGAGUUGCCCCUAUGAAAAAUAGCGACCGCACCGCAAAUGUUAUUUUACAUCUAAAGCAAAUAGAAAAUUCAUAAAAAAGAUGACUUUUUUAUCCCUCGGCCAAAUUGGCCGAGACUGAUCUGGAUAAUUCAUCGACAACAGUCAUCUUCAAUCUCGUCAACAAAUAGAUGACUUCAAAAUGUAGUAAGUAGAUCACCGUUCACAAAAUCCGCUGUAGCCAUCGUCAUCUUUUCUAUGAUUAUUGAAUUAAUGGUAUUUUCACAUUCGGCGAGUAAAUAUGUUUGAAUCUGUCCUUUUCAAUCUUAUUUUUGUUUACUUACUUUCUUGAUCUUUUGUUAAGGAUGCCUUCCAUUGAAAAAUAUAAGCAAUGGCAUCGUACAGACCUAUAAAACUCAAGAUGACAAAGUAAUCUACAAAUUCCGUUGUAACUCCGGUUUCUUCCUGAAUGGCUCAACUGCCAUAUCGUGUUUUCGAGGUCAGCGAAAUGACUCAACACCGAGCUGUCUACAAGUUAAAGAGAUCUUUAUAUGAUAAGAUAAAGUAAUUUAAUACAUCAACUAUGAACCCACGCGUGAUCCUUAAAAUCUGAUUGGCUCUCAGCAGUGCCAUUUAUUCCCAAAUCGCACUAUUUUCUUCUCUAAAUUGCAUCCCUUUCCCCACCAAUGAUCAAGCAACGCUAAAACAAAAUAACCACUCAGUUUUUAAGGCUUGUUUAAAGUAAUCCAUCAAAUUGUGGGGAAAUGAAUUGCAAAAUAGCCAAUGUCAUUGUGGCCAAAAGUGGUGAUUUAACUUCGUUUCGUGCACUCUUGGUCUAAAAUCAUACAUACGAUGCAAGCUUGUUCUCUUUUGAAAUCAGAGAAAAAAAAUACACUGUAUCCAGGUCAAUUGCCAUUAUUUUUCUUCGAUAACUGGCUUAAUUUUUUUUUUUUUUUGCGUCUUUUAAGUUGUCUUGUUACCCUGAUUUCUCCUUAAUCGGUUCAACUUUUGAGUUGCCCCUAUGAAAAAUAGCGCAAAGAUUUUUACUUCUUUAGCUAAUGGAAGAUUCACAAAGAAAAUUAUUGUUUUAUCCUACAGCCAACUCGGCUGAGAGUGAUCUGGAUAAUUCAUUGACAACUGUUAUUUUCAAUCUCGUUAACAAACAGAAGACGUCAAAAUGUAGCAAAAACAAACCGAGUUCGUCACGUAGCCGAGUUUGUCACGAUUGUUUUUAAUAUUCGAGUCUUCACCGAACAUCCCAAGGGGGCUAUUACAUCCGUAAACCGAUGAAAAUUGUGGUCUCUAUGGAUUAAAUAAGUUUAAAAAGCAAGGCUUUGUAAAUGGUGACGUCAUCUUUAUUAUCCUUCAAUAGGUCAUAACAUGAAGAACCAAUCAAAAUGCAUGUAUGAUUCAGCUUAUUACCUGAUAUCUUUUUAUCGCAGGUAAAGUUCAGGAUAAAGCUCAAGGUAAAGCUGGCAAAGCAUCGCGGGGUAGACCCUGGUAUUUCAUCGCUGCUGCUGCCGCUGGCCUGGUUCUUUUUGUUCUCAUACUGAUCGCUUGGAUCGUUUACUGUACUAGAGGAAGACGUUCUGUAGCAAUAGAGAGGGUUGAGGAAGACUUUACUAUUAACAAUCCGGCCUUUGUCUCGGGAAAUACCAAACACCCUGACCCUGACAUGAACGCAUAAGUACAAAGUUAAAGAACUUUUCCACAGUUCCAUGAUUGCCAACGGGCAAUCCAUAUAAAUAGAACAAUGACAAGGGUCCCAUGGUUGUCCGCUUGCCUCAGAUUUCGCUGAACUUCUUUACCUAGUGAGUGCAAAAGCAACCUACGCACGCUUCCUCUUUUAUUCUUUCAACAAGUAAAACUGCGGAGGCAAGGACCGAUCAUGAACAAUCUUCUCUAUUUAAUCAUUAGUUUUCAUGUACACGCCUUGGAGUGAAGCUUUAAAUUGUGUGUUAAUUGCGAGUAUUGUAAAGGAAGGAUUAGUGAAUUAAUUUUUAGGUAUUAAUUGUUCGGAUAGGAUUAAUUUUUUAACCCCAAGGUUAUUUGGGUCUCGGCAAUCAUCUGUUGUCAGUAGAGCACUUUUAUCUAGCUAUUUGGUAGUUUUAGUGUGAAUGCGUGCAGUUUUUACUUUGUAUUUUAGCCUUACCUUGGACCUACGCCUGAUAGUUUUUUUCGGACGCAUUGAGUAUGUUGCUUAAGUUUCUCGUGAGAAUGUUUGUUUAAAUACGAUAAUAAUCGUGUAAGGUCGCGGCCAGCAUAUCCGCUCGUUGUAUCCGAUAGUGAAUAGUUAUAGAAGCGUGCACUCUUAGUUACGAG
Messenger RNA from Pocillopora meandrina, 15075 nucleotides. Lineage: Eukaryota; Metazoa; Cnidaria; Anthozoa; Scleractinia; Pocilloporidae. The record is from the annotation of a GenBank genome assembly.